GCAAGCAUCCCCGGCGGCCGGAGAAGGCGCGUGCGCCCCGGUAGGCACGCGCGGAUUGGCCGGUGAUGAUGUCAUGCAGUACUCCCCUAAGUCUCUGAUAUCAUCUGCGGGCUUUUCUGCAGUCCACACCGACCACUCGAGCGGCGUAGCCGCGUCAUCGGAGAUAUUGCAUCUGUGCUUAACAUUCACGCCGUGCUAUCCGGUCUGCGCCGGCCGCGAGCCCCGGAGCCUGAGUCCUGCUGCAGCAUCCCGGCAUAUAGGUGCAGCUGUGAGAGCGUACUUAGCUAGGGUACAACGACCGGUCUCGCUGUGCGACGAUUACAGCUUACCAGUCGACUUUGUGAACAAGAGACGACCUGCGAGCGCUGCAGCUGCAACCUCCACGGUGCAAUGGGCGCUGCCGAGUCCGACUGUGGAGAAUGCGGAAGUCGAGGUCGUGGAACAAUACAGCGACCCUAGAGACAGCAAGAGCAAGGCGUACGUGGAACCGGGAGCGGAGACGUCCUUGCCGGCGAUUUACAGCAGAGCAAAUCGCAACUACUGUCGACCUUACACAGAUCCGUCGGCAUCUGGUUCAUCGUGCGAAGACGACGAAGAAGGCCGGCUCGUCAGCGUUCGGAAACGGAAGAGUAGUAUCUACGCUUCCUCGACUCGCGCCCCGUCCGCGGAUCGAGACACUUUAACGUCGACCGAUGGCUUGCUCGUGGACUGCGUCGCUCUAGUACAUCUCGCUGACCAAUCUCCGACCGAGCAGAAUCAACCGAUACGUCAUCCGUCGCCGUAUUACUACGGCGAUCUUUUCAAAGUCCCGGAGCAAUUGUCGAAGUCACAGCCGAGUAAAUAUCGAAAAAGCGUCAGUCUCGAUGUACCGGGCGAGCGUUCGCGCACACCCGGUAUACCGAAGAGAAACUCGGUAGCGGGUGAUGGAGGUUCCUAUUCGACUCAGCAACGGCACUAUCAGCAGCAACAGCCGCCACCGCCGCCGCCGCCGUCGCAUUAUCAUAGCCAAGAUCUGGUGAGCCCCACGUCGGGGAGCGAGCAUGCUGUCCAAGCCAGAAGCGAGAUCCUCUCGUCGUGCAUCAUCACCGAGUGGGAUCACACCCUCAUGCCUCCUCAUCGACUGUUGAGCCAUGAUUUGCCUACCGCCGUUUGUACCUGCGUCGCAUCGCCCGAGGAGGAGGAGGAUGAGCUAGACCGACGGCAGCCGCAAGUGGCGCGGCAUCAAGUGCGCAAGCUACGACGUACGCGGAGGAUAGACCCGCAGCCGAUACUCGUUGAGGACGAGGACGACGUGGAGGGUGAGGACGAGGGUGAGGAGGAGGAAGAGGAAGACGCGGAGCCCGACGAGGAGGACGAGGAAGGGAUGGCCAGGCAACGUCACCUCUACGAGACGGCCUUCGACUGCAAGGUCAAUCGAUCCGACGACGACCUCGAUGAUCUCGAUCGCGUCACCAAUCAUGCGGUGUUGCAUUCUCAGAUACGGAGCGGUAGCACUGCUCUAGCGAGCCGAACGAGUUCGUCGACGGAUACGUCGAAGCAACAACAUCAGCAAUCACUUCCUUAUGCCGGCCAAUCGCAAACCAGCAAGGACCAUCGACGCAAAGUCGUACUUCUCCGCCCAAAACCGAUUCCGAGCCGCUUACAGCAGCAGCAGCAGCAACAGCAGCAGCAACAGCAGCAGCAACAAUCGCAGCAGCAGCCAGACAAUAUAUCUACACUGUCCCAGGAUAUCGAGUCCCUCCAGAUCAAUUCCAGCGAUGAGAAAACCGGAUCGCCGAGACUACCGGCGCGCGAUUACACGCCGUCGCCGCCGUCGACUGCGCCUCUACCCGCGAAAUUUCACGGAAACCGAGACCAUUUGCUAUUGAACAUUCGCAGCGCGCCGAACCUACCUUCGCAGCCCGAUCAUCCUCGUUUGAAGGAUAUGAGACUGCCGGUGAAGUCGUUGCGCGCCAAGGACUCGCCGCAGAGCAGCGAGGGCAGCAUCCUCGAGAUCAAGAGCCGGCCGAAGUCCUUCGUUCAAGAGAACAUCGAUUCGUCGCAGGGCCGCCGAUUCGAUAAGGAGCUAAUACUGGAAUUCAAGGACAGGCCGCGGGAGGAGAGGCAACGACCGCGCAGUCUGAUUCGCGAAAACAGGCCGAUAAUGGAGUUCAAGGGCAGGCCUCACGAAGCGGAGAACGAGCGCGCGCGGCCGCGUAGGGACGCCGGUCUCCUGGAGUUCAAGCUGCGCAGCUCGAGACGCCGCGCCGGUUACUCCAGCACCGAGAGCAUGGCGACUAGCAGCAGCGGCGGCAGCAUGGAGUCCAUCCGCAGUAGCACCAGCGAGGGCAACAGAUCCACCAGCAGCUCCGACAGCCGACACAGCACCAGAUCGCUGAGUUCUCACAGCUCCGACAGCGGCGGCACCAACUGCGGCUACCAUCAUCACCAGCAGCCAUCGUUGCCCGGCUUCCUGACGCAUCACGCAACCAAGCUACACAUACUCUCGCCGAUCUCCGACAAGUCGUCGCAGGAGCCGGCCUCGGAGACCUCCGACAACAAUCGCAACAACAACUCGCAGAAGGCCUCGCCCGAGGAGAACGCGACGGAGAAUAACGCGAGCAACAAUACCAACACGAACGCGGCCAACACGAACACGGUCACCUCGCCUCUGGACACGUCUUUCAAGAAGAGACGCACGCCGCAGAACAAAAAUCUCAUUAAUCUGGCUCUGCAAUCGUCGUCGUCGGGCGACGCGGAAAUUCAAGGGUCGGACAGCGGUAUCUCCAUCGAGUCCCGCGCCGGUAUUAAAUGCAAGCCCUUCGGCUUCCACUUGUUGAAGCCGCAGUUAGACAAUAUCAAUCUCGUCGACAAUGAACCGGAAUUCUCUGAUCUGCCUUUCGACAUGCCGAAGUUACGGAGGAGGCGGUUAUUAAUGCAGCAGGACGCCACGACUUCCGGAAGUGCGACGAGCGUGGACCUAAGGGAUCUGCCUUUCGAUAUGCCGAAACUCAGAAAGCGCCUGAGAUGUACGCAGAGCACCGAAUCCAGCGCGUCUCAGGCGUCGUCGAGUCUCUCGGUACGCGACGUUGAGCCGCCUCCUUUAUUUGGCGGCGGUCUGGCGCGUCCAAAGAUGACUCUGAAUCUGGACGCCGGUGCGGGGACAAGCGGCGGAAACCUGGGUGGUCAAUUGGCGUUGAAGAAACCCGGCGGUCUGAGUCUCGGCUUACCGCUGGAGAUCACGACCGCUCGAAUAUCGGCCGAUUUGGUCGAUGUGGAGCUUCCGUUGGAGAGACAAGGAUGGUAUCACGGCUCCAUUACGCGUAUCGAGGCGGAGGGGCUUCUGCGAGUCCAUCAAGAAGGAAGUUAUCUGGUGAGAAACAGCGAAUCGACUAAACAAGAUUAUUCUUUGUCUCUGAAGAGCGCUCGCGGUUUCAUGCAUAUGCGCAUUCAAAAGAACGAAGAGCUGAACGCUUACAUUCUGGGACAGUUCAGCAAGCCGUUCGACAACAUACCAGAAAUGGUCCGUCAUUUCAGCGUGAAUCGUCUUCCCAUACGCGGUGCCGAGCACAUGUGUCUCCUGCAUCCGGUCAUUGUUCAGCUUUUGUAGCGCAUCUAUCGUAGCGCCAUUUAAGGCGCUGAGUAACACUUUUGAUAAACCGCUUUUUUUUUAUUCCGAGUGCCGAAGCGCGCGAUCGCAAUGAAUGAGUUUGACACAGCAGACGGGAUGUUACGCCGUAGAGAAUAUUAUUCUCCGAACGAGAGGGAGUCUUCCGAGAGUGUCCACGGUACACGUGGUUGACUUCCGCGUGAACCUUAGUAUCAAUUCGCAUUCUGGUCGAACGAACCAUUCCGCACGAAGAGCGUCAGAGAUAAUGGACAAUAAUGGCAUUGACGGGGAGUACCGUUCCGCCGCGAAAUAUUGAGGGGGAGUACGACAGUACAGUACAAAAGUAUAAACAAUGAAUGAAGAUCGAUCGGGCGGGAGUGUCCGUGCGAUUCGUCGCGCACGGCGUUCAAGUAAACACGAAGAAUCUCUCAGGUCGCUCAGAGUGAGGAAACAAUGCUCACAAUUUAUUAUACCGUCGUCCUUUCGACGACGAUUUCAUUUUUUCGCAUGCCUACGGCCCUGUGUCCAAGUUUUUAUUGCACAAUAGAAUUAAAAUCGGCAGGUGUAAGUAUCCGGACUCGAAAGCGUAACGAUCAGUGGACACGCUUCGUCUUCCUCAAAACAUCGCGCAAACCUACCUCAUAGGCAAACGCAUGUAUCGCGGCACGACGUAUAGAUAGACAUCGCGGUAUUGCAGAAAUACCGUAACAAAGAGUCGGGAAGCGAUAUUACCUGAAAACAGAAUUAUCAUUUCGACGAGCGCUUGCGAUAACUUUUACGAGGGGGAAACAAAAAUACGGAAUUCUGAAAAAUAUAUAUCGCGCGCGAGCUUGUUUUCGAGAAUGUUUCCCGACUGGUUCGCCAACUUGUUACAAACGACUGUUCCUCGAGUCUGCAACUGUGCGGAUUCCGCGAAAGAAACUUUUAAGAUGGGAUCAGAAACGCUGCUUUGCGAAACGGUAAUUUAGGUAAGAAAGGCGAAGGGUGAUACGUAUUUAGGUUUACAAAACGUGGCGCGAGAGAGCUGGAAACCAAAGUAAAGCUAAUCCUAAUAUCCAGAGAUAUGCGCGGCGAGGAUGUGGUGAGCUUGGUACGCGCGGCGAGCGCGAGUAAAAUGCCAAACUUUACUUCUAAUCAUAAUCAUUUAGUCAGGGUUUAGUUGUCCGUCGUCGUUGAUAAGUGAUUAGGUUUAAACCGAUAAGAUAGUUGGAUCGACUAUUGGAUGAGGCGACGAUAUCGCGUAAUCUCACAAAGAAAAUAACAAUGCGUGUUUCUGCGGAGAAACGAUCGAGAUAAGUCGAGAACGCAAAAAAAAGUGGAGAAAGACGAAUGUGGUCAGCCAGUCUGAAUAAUCGGUGGCUCGUCAUCCGAGUCAUCCGUCCGACAGUCCCUUGGAGAUAAUUCGUAGGAGAUUUUUGCGAUAGGAUGCAACCGAUACAUAUUUUUUCAUGUGAUAUUAAUUUGUUACAGAGAUAGCCUAGUUUCACCUGUGAUCUGUUACUUAAUUCCCUUUGUCCGCGCGCGAUAACGAUAAUAAAUAAUUAAACUUGCUAUUUACAUUAUGUAGCCAGCAACGACGCGUCGGUCAGGCGCGAUGAUGAGACGUCCGUGGUGUUACAAUAAUUUUUCGAGUUAGGGAUUCGAUUCGCAGAGGUUGUGAGCGAAUUUACGUUAGACUUUGCGCGACGCGUGAAAGCAAGUGGUUUUGCUUAAUAUUAAAUAGUGACGUAGGGAACCUACGACGACGGGUAGCGAGUGCCAGGCAUUAGAACGGCCGAUAAUCUUGUUUAAUCCUUUGACUGUUAGAUCAGAUAAAGACAAUUAGUUUCCUAAUUAAAGCAAGCAUUUAAAUUCGAUCGCAGGAAUACUUGAAUUAUGCGCGAGGCACUCUCUACUUUUGCGUCCAAUUAGGUUGAGUGUAAUUCAUACGUCGUACUUUAAGCUGCCAGUAUUAUUAACUGUAAUCGAUAAUGCAUAUCCAUGUUAACGUUUAAGACAUUAUUAUUGUCCCCCAUAGCCCGAUCAUUGGAACUAUAAUCUAUAUAUUUAUUUCUUAUUAUAUUUAUUGCAUUGUAUCGUUCGGUAUGGUAAUAACGAGAGAGAUGUGCGCCGUUGAUUUAACCAGGAGAUCAUAGAGCUGUAACUUACGGUAAUUCUAGACUCCGUAUACGUAGAUUAAUACUACUUACCGAAAGAUAGCACGUAAAUUAUAUGGUAGACACUAACUUGUGUAGAUACUUCCUGUACCUUGAAAUUUGUAUGAAGUAGCACUUAGAUCUGGCGUAUACAUACGUAUAUAUAAAUAUAUAUUAUUAUAAAAGAAUAAUAGUGCAUAGUCGUUUGUAGGGUUAUUACAUAAGGUCGAGCAAAGCAAAGUGAGUCCAAUGAAAUAUCUUGAGCGCUGUGCACGCCCUUUGCGUAAGUGAAUUUCGAAUCCGGCGAUGUGCAAUAUUGACGCGGUCUCGUGCGACCGUAACGUGAAGUGCGAUUUAAUAUUUUUGUUUCAGCAAGCAGACCACCAAUGUUCCGAAUCGACUUCACUAGAUAGUCUUGUGUACUCUGGAAAUCUCUCUUAAUAAUAAAAUAUUUAAUAACUCCA
This is a messenger RNA of Linepithema humile (Argentine ant), 6188 nucleotides long. It is a transcript of the gene hwt, whose product is annotated as heavyweight. Lineage: Eukaryota; Metazoa; Arthropoda; Insecta; Hymenoptera; Formicidae. The record is from RefSeq and is a predicted model, not a curated record. Gene Ontology annotation, molecular function: phosphotyrosine residue binding.